Ictalurus punctatus (channel catfish) is the source of this 6395-nucleotide messenger RNA. Its product is annotated as zinc finger and BTB domain-containing protein 7C. Bases 2917 to 4812 code for a protein of 631 amino acids. Gene Ontology annotation, biological process: regulation of transcription by RNA polymerase II. Gene Ontology annotation, molecular function: DNA-binding transcription factor activity, RNA polymerase II-specific; RNA polymerase II cis-regulatory region sequence-specific DNA binding; protein binding. NCBI's taxonomy places the organism in Eukaryota, Metazoa, Chordata, Actinopteri, Siluriformes, Ictaluridae. The record is from RefSeq and is a predicted model, not a curated record. The transcript has 3 exons.
UAUGUAAUAAUAAUCAUUACUUUUUACAAUUUAAUUGCCAUUACAUUUGAUUUAUUUUUUACUUUGCAUUUAAUUAUCGCAAAUAAUUAUCAAGGUGAUUUUUUUCCCCAAUAUUAUUUAAUGCCUAUAGCUCAGGUUUAUUUAUUUGAUCUGUUUGUUUUUUUUUGUUGUUGUUGUUGUUUACUUAUGAUUUGAUGAUGCUGAAGAACACUAUUUGCUGUUUAUAUGUUAAGAAUGAUAUCUUAGUUUUUACAGAAACGAAUCCGUUUAAAACGAUACCCGUCUCUCUGUAUGUCUUAUAGUACAUUUCUUGUACAUUUCGUGAGGUUAAUCUUUUUUUUCUUAAGCUUAACAAUGUCGACUUCAUUUUACUAACCGCAGAUUUAAUAAUAAAAACAGAAAACUCCUCAGAAAAGAAAUACGGUGCGGUUUUAUCAGUGAAAUUGGUUUUGUAAGUUCAGUAGGUGAAAAGUUGAAGGUCUUAUGUUUACAGUAAGCAAAUAUCACGUGAUCUAUUCGCCCAACGGUGUCCCUUACAUCUGGGAUAAAAUGUUCACAAAGUGUCUUUAUUUACGAUUCUUUGAGUUUGAAUUUGAGGACUGGCAUUCACGAUAUUUCUAUCUUAAAAACACGUUAAAAAAUAAUGAUAAAAAAAGUCAAAGAUGAGCCACAGGACGCUCUUAUCUGUCAUGUACGAGAGGUGUGAAAGAUGUAACGCGAGCAUCAGUGCAGUGUGAAUAUUCGCGUCGCAGUGUGUGCUCACGUCUCCGUCCACACUUGUACGCUGCGAAUGCAGAGAUCAAUAACUCUUCAUUCAUUCAUUCAUUCACUCAACUCCAUUCCUCCCUCACGUUCUUUUUUUCUGUCUCUUUUAUCUCUCAAAGCAUUAAGACAAUGUUUUCUGUUCUGACAAGUUCUUACUCAGAUCUUCUGUGUGACUCGGGUAAUUACUUUCCACUGGCUUCGAGCUAUUUAAAGCUCUGGUGCAUGAUUGACACCGCAGUAUGACUUUAUUAUUCCUGUUUUUAAAGCACGACUGAGAACGUGGCUUUCGUUUGCGUCCAGGUGAGAAUGGAAAAAAAAAGCGUAAAUAUAUGAUUCAGGCUUACAAUCAUGAUAAACCAUUUUUUUUAGCUUCGAAAAUUGUUGUUUUUGCUCAGAGUUGAACUUCAUUUUCAGUCUAAUUCAGUCUUUAGUCUUCAGCUCCAGGGUGCCCAGUUCGAUCCUGACAUCAGUUUACUUCCGGUGUGGAGUUUCGCAUGUUCUUCCAUAUGGGUUUUCUUUGGGUUCUCCGGUUUCCUCCCACCUCCUAAAAUCAUGCUGGUAGAUGAACUGGCAGCACUAAAUUGCCCAUGUGUAUGAAUGUGUGUGUGUGUGUGUGUGUGUGUGUGUCGUGCCCUACGAUGUAUUGCCGUGUUAUCCAGGAUGCAUUCCCGCUUCACGCUUAGCGUUCCCAGGAUAGUCUCCAGAUCCACAGUGACCCUGACCCUUCAACGCUUACCGGAGAUGAACAAAUGAACGUAAAAGGGGAUACAAACUUUUGAGCUCGCUAACAAAGAUGUUGGCCAACCUCAAGUGCCGUGAUUUAUGUUUCAGUGAUAUGAAAAUAAAUAUUUUAUACCGCUGUUGAAAUCUCAAUUCUGAUUGGUCAGAAGGUGUUGAGCGAUUUUCUAUAGCAGCAGCUCAGAUAGCAGUUCUGUAUUCUGGAACGCUGCACCAACGCUGCACCAAAACCGAUGUUAGUAUUUACAGAAAAAUUCACUGAUACGCUGAGAUUUUGUGCAAGGAGAAGUUCGGUAAGGAGUCUCCAGUGUCAGUGCGUCGUACCAUUCGGUAGGUUUUCCGUCAGGGGAAAGUCUAAGAAAGUUUGUCUUUUCUUCAUGAGAGAGAUGCUGGUGAGAGAAGCUGCUAGUAUCUUGUUUCCGUAACAAUAAAUGUGGCUCUAAAUGCGUUGUUCAUUAAUAAAAUAUUAACAAGUAACCCUUGCUAAAUUGCUGUGGUAUGAGGAAUCAGACACUACAGAGUCAGACCUCAUCACACCACCUUGUCUUUGGUUAUUUUUCCUAGAACGACAAGACUUGUCGUGUUUUAUUCCUUAUAUAGUGUAUGGUGAUUCCCUCGGGAGCAGGAACGUUCACUCCCUCUGCUCCGACUGUGCUGCACAUGCACAAAUAAUGUUGGCACUUCAGACUCGUUCAUUUUCCUCUCUCUCUCUCUCUCUCUCUCUCCUGAACCUCCCAGUGCUGUCGUCGGUUCCUCGGUCAGUCGCUGCAAAUCUGCUGUAAGGAAACUAAAAAUUCAUUUAGGCCGACCCCAAAUCAGAGGGUGUCUGCACCACGGCCUUAUUACACACCGGGCCUAACUUGUGUUGUGGAGGUGGAUGGGGUAUUAUUAUCUCUGUGCUACCCACCCAGCUAUAAAAACGACUGGUGCUGCAUCUCUACAUCACACACUGCCCCUGCACUAGUCCUCUCUCCCUCCCUCUCUCUCUCCCUCUCUCUCUCUCUCUCUCUCUUUCCGCUGUACAGUGGGGUCCACCUCUUCUCUUCUCUUCUCUUGUGUUCUCUUCUCUUCUCUCUCGCACUCAUCCACUUGCUCUCAGUACCACGCACGCGUGAGUGACUGAGUGUGUGUGUGUGUGUGCAUGUGAGUGUGCAUGUGUGUGCGUGCGCGCAAGAGAAAGAGAGAGAGAGAGAGAGAGAGACGUUGUUUCUGCCACUGUUGGAUGUUUUUUUUUGUGAAUGGAGGGAAGAUGAGCGGAUGAGUGAGAAUGGACAGGGAGAGCGGCGUAAAAGACAGGAGAUGAGACAGACACAGAGAGAGAGAGAGAGAAAGAGACAGAGAGACGAACAUCACUCCGUAGUCUCAGGAUAAGUCACACACAUUCCAGAGGAGGCUCAGGAUUCAUAUAAAACUAUGGCACGCAGUGAGGAGGACCUCAUUGGGAUCCCCUUCCCGAAUCACAGCAGCGACAUCCUGUGCAGUCUGAACGAACAGCGGCGUGAUGGCUUCCUCUGUGAUGUGGUCCUAGUGGUGAAGGACCAGGAGUACCGCACACACCGCUCUGUGCUGGCUGCAUGCAGUCAGUACUUCAAAAAACUCUUCACCGUGGCCACGGGCGAUGGCGACCCCAGCCAUCAUGGUAUUUACGAGCUGGACUUUGUAGCACCCGAGUCGCUGACGGCCAUUUUGGAGUUUGCGUACACAUCGACGCUGACGGUGACGUCCUCCAAUGUGAAGGAGAUCCUGGGUGCGGCACGGCUAUUGGAGAUCCCGUGCAUUAUUAAUGUAUGCUUGGAGAUCUUGGACACCGGAGGAGGGGGAGGUACAGGUGGCAGAGAAGGAGAUGAAGAGGAGGAUGAGGAAGAGGAGGAAGAGGAGGAAGAGGAGGAAGAAGAGGAAAUGGCAGAAGAGGUAGAGGAUGACUCGAAAGAUGGUGAGGUUGAGGAACGUGACGAGGACAAUGUCAGUGAAAGAUCUCUUCACGCAGAUGCUUCUGAAAACCAGGAGAACCGAAUCACUGGCAGAGAACGAGGAGCAGACAGUCCCGCAUGCAGCUCACAACAGAAGGUACACUCAGAAAGAGACUUGCCAAACUCUCAGAGAUGCCAAUCACGUACUCCGGAAAAACCCACAGAGCAAGAAGGACUGGAAGGCAGAGCACUGAAAGACUUUUCCAUCGAGUCCCUGCUGCAGGAAGGGCUGUACCCAAAGAUGCCAGGACUAGAGAGAGGGUCAGGCUUCACCACUCUUCUUCCAGGAUUCUAUCCUCCAAUUUGGGCUACAGAGUUUCCAGGCUUCCCACAACUCCUUGAUCGCCAGUGCCCGCCUCACCCUUACCCAACAGCUUCACUGGACAACGGACCCUUGGAUCUCGCCAUCAAGAAAGAAGUCAUCAAAGAGGAAAUCAAAGAUGAGCUCCCCAGUGCUGUGCUCCACAGAGAAUUCCUCAAAGACUUUGUGGGCCCAAGUGUCGGUGCGGCUCCUGAACCCUCCCUGGGCCAGAUUAAGGACGAAGCAGACCUGCGAAACUACUUGACUUUCCUCUCAGCAUCCCACCUAGGGUCGCUGUUUCCACCGUGGCAGCUAGAGGAAGAGCGGAAGCUGAAGCCCAAAGCGUCACAGCAGUGUCCCAUCUGCAACAAGGUCAUCCAGGGUGCAGGCAAACUACCUCGGCACAUGAGGACGCACACAGGCGAGAAGCCCUACAUGUGUACCAUCUGCGAGGUCCGCUUCACAAGGCAAGACAAGCUAAAGAUCCACAUGCGCAAGCACACAGGCGAGCGACCUUAUAUGUGCCUGCACUGCAACUCCAAAUUUGUGCACAACUAUGACCUUAAGAACCACCUGCGUAUCCAUACAGGCGUGCGGCCCUACCAGUGCGAGCACUGCUACAAAAGCUUCACCCGCUCUGACCACCUGCACCGCCAUAUCAAGCGUCAGAGCUGCCGAGUUUCACGCCCUCGCCGGGGGCGCAAACCCUCCUCCGCCUGGCGCUCCUCGUCCGGCUUCUUCUACCCUCCAGAUGCCCAUCCACUACAAGGAGACCAAACGUUGCGUUUGCCAUCCCUUGGAGCACCGGUGCCCAGUCAACUGCCCGAAAGACGGCAGAAUUUAGACGGUGGCAGCAGCAGAGAGAAUCUGACCGACAGGAAGCUCAUCUCAGAGGAUGUGGACAGGAAGAGGGGGGUGUUUGCUUUUGCCCUGGCAAGGGAGGACGUUCUACCGCACCCAGCCUUUUACCCCCCGACCCCUGAUCCCUGGACCGUGAGACUGGAGCGAGCGCCACCCGUUCCUGAAGCCGCAAACUGACCGCUCAGAAUUAUUCGGUCACGCACAACUCUUUGUUUUUUUUUUCCUUAAUGUGACUGAGACGAACGGACAAGCUCAAGUCUGAGACUUUCCCUGCAAUGGGUGUGCACUCGAGCAGAAAAUGCUUUUCAGAAUUUCUGAGAUUUUUUUCAAAUCAUAUUGGCAAAUUGCUGAUUUUAACUGAUGUCUUUUUUGUUGUUGUUGUUUAAUCGUCAGCUUUCUAAUGUGAGGCCAGGGAUUUUAAAAGGAUCAAAAUAACUGUUAAAAUCUUGGAUAUGUAUUUGUAUUUAUGAUUCUUCUGGUUGUUUUAUGCUUCUGUACAGUAUUUGCUAACAAGGGUAAAUUAAAGUGGGACUAAAACCUACCCACAGACUGUUAAGUGCAAUUCAUUUUGUUUUCCAUUCCAAAGUUUCACAGGUAAGUCAGGUAUCUAAAGGGACAAAUAACUUCCAUAACCUCUGUCAGAAAUAAGCUACAGGCUUAUCAGUGCAUCUGGAAAGUAACUGUCAUCUACUCUAGCUAGGAUUACAUAUACCACUAUGCAAAGAUUACGUGAAUAAAUGUUUAGCUGUUAGAAUUUUUUUUUUUUAUCACAAAUUAACACCAAAAACCCCCACACAAAAACAAACAGGAAAAAGUCAAGGUUUUCAUGAUAAAACUGAUACAUUCAUAGCAUUACAGUACUUCAAUAUGAUGGAUAAUUGCAUUGUACACCUUAAAAAAAGUCUACAUUAAUUUUUAUCAUGACAACCAGUGCAAAAAAAUAAUAAAUCAUAUGCUUUUUAUUUGGAUUUACUUUCAGGCAUAUCUAGUUUACCCUUGAUAGUGUCCAACGCUUCGUAUGCACUAUUGUACAUAUUUUAUAUCAUGUUUUAUAUAAUCUUACGGUGAAGUUGCUAAUUGUUGUAAAGUAUUUAGACUUUUGAACAUUGAAAACACCCAAAGAUGUGUUGUAUGAGAACAAACUUGAAAGUCUUUUUUUUUUAAAUCACAUUUUAAAAAUCACUUUAAAUCUCUUAAAUGGCUUAACUAAAACGUUGUUUAGUCUUUUUCUUUCUUUUUCUUUUUUAUCUAGCUAUAAGUUGCUGGUUUGAAAGUGUCUUGCAGGUGCUUGUCAUGUACAAAAAUUCAAACAGGGACCGUGUCCAUCAUUUUGAUAUUAUCGUUCCUCUUUUUAGCUAAAUGACUAUUGUACGUCAACUGUGUUUUGAAUUGCUAUGGAGAAAAUAUUUUCAAGCUAUUUAUGCAUAUUUAAAUAGGCCUUGGCUAUAUUUUGCUAAGAUGUUUUUAUAAAGACACUAAAAUGUUCGUGUCCUUGUUUGUCUGUACAAAAAAAAAAUGGCGUUUUUCUUUUUUAAACAACAGAAAGCGUGCUUACGUGAUGUUUACUUCAUUAAUGAUCUCGAUUUAAUACGUUUGAAGUGGAAAGAAGUCACUUAAAAAAAAACAACCUUUCAUUUUCUCACUUCCUCUGUGAAAGUACAGCAAAGUAAAGUCAACUUUCAUAACCUUUAUAACAAAACUGUAACCAUUUUCAUCUUAAUCUGAGUUUGUGCACUGUGAAAAUGCCCUGAUUUUAUAUA